AUGGCGUCGAGCUCUGGCUCCUCCGACCACGACAAUCCCUUCAGCGCCGCGCCUGUGUCCAUCUCGGUGGCGACAAUGCAACUGAUCAACAUCAAGUCCCACGUUCCUAUGACUCUUGGUGUUGGCGACUCCAACUUCACCGUCGGGCGCACCUUCUUCAACAUUGUGUUCCGCAAGUUCGGCAUCAAGGAUCAUGUCGACGGCACGGUCGAUGCACGCGCCAUGCUCCUCGACACCGAGUGGACGCAGAUCGACACCUGCAUCGUCUCCUGGCUCUACACCAUGCUCUUCGCCGAACUGCUCUCCGCCAUCGUCCAGCCGCACGACAACACCUACACCGUCUGGACAUCCAUCGGCUCCCAGUUCCUUGACAACAUUGUGCAACGCACCGUCCAGCUGCGGCAGGCGCUCCACGCCCUCUGCCAGGGUGACCUCACGGUGACCAAGUACUGCAACCAGCUCAAGGACCUGGCGGACAAGCUGCGCGACGUCGGCGCACCCCUCACCGAUCAAGAUCUCAUCAUCAACCUCCUGAGCGGGCUGAAUGAUAAGUUCGCCAACUGCAUCCCUACGAUCUCGGCCUCGCGCCCGCCGAUGACAUUCCUCCAGGCCCGUUCUUUUCUCCUCCAGGAGGAAAUCUGA
This is a messenger RNA of Panicum virgatum (switchgrass), 642 nucleotides long. RefSeq lists its product as uncharacterized. The coding region runs from base 1 to 642 and encodes 213 amino acids. The record is from RefSeq and is a predicted model, not a curated record. The transcript has a single exon. NCBI's taxonomy places the organism in Eukaryota, Viridiplantae, Streptophyta, Magnoliopsida, Poales, Poaceae.